CUUUACAAGAAAAUAUAUCAACACAUUUUUUUGGGCUGUCUAUUCUCUUUUUUUCUUUUCUUUUUUCCCUCUUUUCCAAAACAUUCACGACACCGUCCUUGGAAACCCUGAUUUGAGCCUUCAAUCUCAAAUUUGGAUAUUACUUUGGGUACCCAUGAAGGUAACAUAAUAGUAGGGUGGUUGCAUUGCAGGACAAGAGGUGUUGCAGAUUGAUUUGGUUGUGGGAAGAUGCACCCUCCUUUAACAUUACACAAACACCCUAUGUGCGCCGAAAUUAUUGAACAGUUUCAAAAGUGUCAUAUAGACCAUCCUAUUGGAAAAUUCUUUGGUGAAUGUACAGAUUUGAAAAUAAAAUUGGAUCGCUGUUUCAGACAAGAAAAAGCUUUGAAGCGAAAGGCCAACUUUGAAGAGAGCAAAAAGUUUAAGGAACAGUUGAGAGUUUUCAGGAAAGAAAAUGCUGCAAGCAGCGGUCAAUAGAAGAAUUUUCUGAAUUGUUGAAAAAGCCCAAACUAUUGUGCAAAUUGCAAUCGGUAAUUUUGUAUAAGGGCUUGAUAUGAUACGCUUUUUACCACCUUCAAUCAGGGAAAACUCCAUAUCAUUAUUGUUUAAAUUAUGUCUGAUGCUAUUGCCUUAAGUGCUCUGUCUUCUAUGUUGCUCCCUUACCGUUUUGUUGAAUCAAUAUGAAUGUAACUGUAUUAUAUUAAACUAAGACACAUGUUACUUCGUAGAUAAUGAGAGCACCAUGCUGAAAGCCAAAAUUGGUUGAGGUGUAAUUCGGAUUUAAACUCAAAUCAAGCAAGGAUGAAUACCAACUCAUAACAAAUAAAUAGUUUCUAAGCAUCCAUCUUUU
Messenger RNA from Gastrolobium bilobum, 850 nucleotides. RefSeq lists its product as uncharacterized. The transcript has 4 exons. NCBI's taxonomy places the organism in Eukaryota, Viridiplantae, Streptophyta, Magnoliopsida, Fabales, Fabaceae. Bases 229 to 477 code for a protein of 82 amino acids. The record is from RefSeq and is a predicted model, not a curated record. Gene Ontology annotation, cellular component: mitochondrion.